This is a messenger RNA of Alosa sapidissima (American shad), 3233 nucleotides long. It is a transcript of the gene fibcd1a, whose product is annotated as fibrinogen C domain containing 1a. Lineage: Eukaryota; Metazoa; Chordata; Actinopteri; Clupeiformes; Clupeidae. The record is from RefSeq and is a predicted model, not a curated record.
GACGCGCUCAGUCCAGCACGAGGCGCAGACGUUCCCGCUUCUCUCCGUUGCUCGUCGUACCGUACCGGCGUGAGAGCUGGGACACUGCCCCGGGCAUUGAAAUCUGAGCAGUCAGCCGCUUUGCGCGUCUCACACGAGCCAGAAAGAGGAAGGCUUAUCUUUCCAUCCGGCGCCAGAGCUCUUCAGCUUCAACGAGGGCACGCGCGUGCCGAGUACCUAAAGCGCGCCAGGAGUGGCACCAGCAACGGCUGUGCGUGCGAGUGGGCUUCUUAGACCCUAAAUCCUUAAUCUAAUAUUUAAACAGGCUGGGAUCUCUCUCUCUUUAUCGCGUCAAGACGCAGGGAGUACAAUAUCUUUCUGAGGAGUACCGACAAAUCAUCGGACCGUUUGUUGCGUCCUCUCUACAAAGCUCCACGGAAAUUCGAAUUGAAACUGUCUUUCUCUUUCUUUGCAGAAGGGUCCCAUAAGUAUGUAUAAACAAACAUGUAUUCCACCCUGCUAGAUUCCCAACCGGACCUACAGUAGAAAUCUAGACGUAGAGAAGUAGUCUGUUUUAUUUAGUUUCAGUGAUUCUUUUGGUUGAGUGUUAAUGGAGCAAGUAAUUUAAGACUGCUGACAGAUUCUCUCUCCUCUCGCCCAUGACACCAACUCCUGGAUUUUAAGAUUUCCGGAGAAUGGUAAAUGACCGAUGGAAAAUCAUGAACAGCGUUUCAGAACUCGAAGAUGGACAGCAACAUAAAGCGCAGAGGGUGAGCUGCAGCUACCUGGUGUGCACCAUCUUGCUGUUCGUGGCCGUUCUGCUGGCCGUCACGGUGACCGGCUGCAUCCUGCUGAUGAACCACUAUCAAGCCCCUCCCCCUGGGCCCGACGCCCCGCCCCUCAUCAGCACCAACCCCGACGAGGGCAACGCCCUGGUCACCAUCGAGCGUGGCGACGGCUCGCGCAUCAACGUCUUCAUCGACCCCAACUGCCCCGACUACAACGCCAACUUCCUGCGUCUGGAGGGCGUGCAGACGCAGCUCUUGCACUCGCUGACGGACCACGACUCCGACCUGAAGUCGGCCAAGGGGCAGGACCGGGCGCUGCUGGUCAAGCUGGCGGAGGAGGUGGCCAAGCUGGCGUCGCACGCCACGCAGCUCAAGAUGGAGUACGAGGCGCUCAGGAGGGGGCAGAGCAACAUCGGGCAGGAGCUCAACGGCCUGCAGACUGACCAGCAGAGACUCAUACAGCUCCUCUCUGAGAGCCAGGUGAACAUGGUGAAGGUGGUGAACUCUGUGAGCGACGCACUGAACUCCAUGCAGAAGGAGACGGGCAGCAUCAAGAGCCGUCUGAAGGCCGACCUGCAGAGAGCCCCCAUACGCAUCCCCCGGCCCAAGGGCUGCGCCAUCGGAGAGGGUGCCAGGCCGCGGGACUGCAGUGAUAUCUAUGCGAGUGGUCAGAGGGAGGACGGCAUCUAUUCCGUGUUCCCCGUCCACUUCCCUGCUGGCUUCCAGGUCUACUGUGACAUGACCACCGACGGGGGCGGAUGGACGGUGAUUCAGCGACGUGAGGACGGAUCGGUCAACUUCUUCCGGGACUGGGAGGCGUACCGCCAGGGCUUCGGCAAGAUCACCGGCGAGCACUGGCUGGGUAUGAAGCGCAUCCACUCACUCACCAUCCAGGCCAACUACGAGCUGCGCAUCGACCUGGAGGACUUCGAGAACAGCACGUCCUUCGCCCAGUAUGCCUCCUUCGGCGUGGGGCUGUUCUCCGUGGACGCCGACGAGGACGGCUACCCACUGACCGUGUCCGACUACUCCGGCACCGCAGGUGACUCUCUGCUCAAGCACAACGGCAUGAAGUUCACCACCAAGGACGUGGACAACGACCACUCGGAGAACAACUGCGCCGCCUUCUACCAGGGCGCCUGGUGGUACCGCAACUGCCACACGUCCAACCUGAACGGCCAGUACCUGCGUGGGCAGCACACGUCCUACGCCGACGGCAUCGAGUGGUCCUCCUGGACCGGCUGGCAGUACUCGCUCAAGUUCACCGAGAUGAAGAUCCGCCCCACCAGGGAGGACAACCAGUGAGCCCGGCCGCCGACCGACCACAGGAUGAGGAGAAGGAGAGAGAAGUGGACGAAGGGAGACGUACGACAAACCAACCCCUCUGUGUGUGAUCUAGUGUGAGAGACACUAACGCUGACAACGAGAGAACUUUACGGACGAUGAUGAUGAUGAUGAUUUAGUAGCCUCUAUACCAUGUGACCCCAGCUCUGUUCCGAUCCUCCUGAUCCUAUCCCAGGAUUCCUUAACCUCCGCCCGCCCCCGGUCAGACCCUGUGGUCAUGUCGUUGUGUUUUCGUGCUCGAGCCGAUUUUAAAAGGCAGCUCUCUGCUCUCACUCUCUUGGUCAUGUCUUUAAAUAUUAUGAAGACGCAUUUCAGGUUUUUGUCCUUAACAAAUGUGUUUUUUGUUUGUGUGUUUGUUUUUUUUUAAAGAAAAAAAGUAAAAAAUAUAAUGAAAGCUGUGACAUUUAGCAAUGUUCCAUGUAGCAUUUUAAUUUAGGACAUGGACACUUCUCCUCAUUGAUAGGUAUGAAUACUACUGAACAGGUGUGUGUCAUGCAAGAGACACACUGAUCUCUCCUCUCCAGAGCCAUUAUUUGUGCUGCAGUGUUUAUAGACGUGUCCGAUUUCUAACUCCGUGUCUGGGGCUGGUCACUGCAGUGCAUGUGCGGAGCUGACGUCCAUCUGAGCGCUUUAACGCAGGACUGCCCUCACCUGACGUCCGUCUGAACGCUUUAACGCAGGACUGCCCUCACCUGACGUCCGUCUGAGCGCUUUAACGCCAGACUGCCCUCACCUGAGCGCUUUAACGCGGGACUGCCCUCACGUGACGUCCGUCUGAACGCUUUAACGCCGGACUGCCCUCACCUGAGCGCUUUAACGCGGGACUGCCCUCACCUGACGUCCGUCUGAGCUCCAAACUCCCAUGCGUCUCUCGGCUUGCUUACUUCUGAUUAAUCUGGUGAAGUGUGGGAAGCCACGGAGUUUGGAGUGCGGUAGCAAUCACACCUGCAGUAUGUGACAGCGGUCAAACGCAAGCUCUCCGCUCGCUUAGUUCUGAUUGGUUUCUGGCAGCGUGGAGGCCGAGAGGCGUCUUAAACAGGGUAAGGCGGCGGUCACUCUGGGGGGCGGGCCACACUUGUACAAAUUUCUAUCUGGUUGCUAAGUGAUGAUUAAUGCCUUCAG